AACAUUGAUAGGGGCUCGCAGAAGGGAGAAGAAAUACACUGGCUGUCGAGAAAGUGUAGUGUGGUUCAACACCAUUCGGCCCCCAAAUGACAGAUAUCUACUCUUCCAACCAUCUAAUCUUUGUUCAAACUUUCUGAUAAUAGGAUCCCAAGUAGAAAUGGCAUUCACUUUAGCUCUAAGAGGGAAACCGAGGUACUUCGAAGGCUCGCUACUCCAGUUGCACCCGAAAAUGGCUGCAAAGUACUCCGAAAUCGCGACAUCCCCAACUGUAAUCAUUACUAAUUUCUCAAGAUUUAUUAUGAGGCCGGUAAUUGCAUGAAAACACACCAAAGUUGCAAGAAUAUUCAGCACUUGAUAUUUGGUAAUACUAUUUUUCACCGCUUUUAAGGCUAUCCAUCACAGAUUUUUACAGAUUCUUUUGAAUGGUAUUAUUCACCAAUAUUGGAGGCUAUGCAUCACAAAUUCUGACCGGUUUUUGAGAAUACUAUUUUUCAUCGAUUUUGAAGUCUAUCCAUCAUAGAUUUUGGUCAUUUUUUGGGAAUGCUAUUUUCACCGAUUUUGAAGGCUAUCCCUCACACCGUUUUUUGGGAAUGCUAUUUUUCACCGAUUUUGAAGGCUAUCCAUCACAGAUUUUUGCAGAUUAUUGGGAAUGUUAUUUUUCGCCGAUUUUGAAGGCUAUCCAUCACAGAUUUAGGCCAAUUCUUUUGAAUGGUCCUAUUCACCAAUAUUGAAGGUUGUGCAUCACAUAUUCGGACUAAUUUGAGGGAAUAGUAUUUUUCAUUGCUUUUGAAGCUUAUCCAUCACAGAUUCUGGCCGAUUAUUUAGAAUGCUAUUUUUCAUUGAUUUUUAAAGCUAUCUAUCACAGAUUAAACGGUUUUUGGGAAUGCUGUUUUCACCGAUUUUGAAGGCUAUCCAUCAUAGAAUCUUUUUGUUUUUCGGAAUGCUAUUUUUCAUCAAUUUUGAGGCCUAUCCAUUAUAGAUUAUGUCUGAUUUUCAGAAUGCUUUUUUCACCUAUUUCGAAGGCUUAUUUAUCACAAAUUGUGGUCGAUUCAUCUUAAUAGUUCGUGCUCGCCUCGUUAAUAUAUUUCCAAGCUCUCGUGUUCGCCACGAGCUUUAAUAUGCAAGCUCGAGCUCGGCUCAUUUAUAAAAAUGAAAGCUCGAGCUCGGCUUGUUAAAUAAGGUUAACGAGCCCAAAAUCGAGUUAAACUCAUAAAAUGUUCAUAAUAACUCAAAAUUGACAUAAAACUGAGCACAAAAUUACAUUCAAACCUGUAGAAAUGUCUAGCAAAAUAAAAUACAAUAUUUAUCCCAAUUUCAAUACAUAAAAUCCAUGAAUUCUAAUCCUUUCUUAUGCCAAAAUGUUAAAUGAGCUUGUUCGCCAGCUUUCGAGCUGAACAUGGUAUGGCUCGAGUUCGACUCGUUUAGUUAACGAGCUUGUUCGCGAGCUGGCUUGAUUAAGACGAAUCGAGUUUCGAACGAGAUUUUGUUGAGUCGGACGCCGAGCCGCUAACAGCCCUAUUCAUCACAGAGUCCAGCUGAUUUUUGGGAAUACUUUUUGCCACCAAUUGUGAAGCCUAUCCCUGACAGAUUCUUACCGAGUUUUUGGAAAUGCUAUUUUUCACCGAUUUUGAAGGCUACCAUCACUGAUUAUGUCUGAUUUUUGAAAAUGCUAUUUUCGCCGAUUUUGAAGGAUACACAUCACAGAUUUUGGUCAAUUAUUUUGAAUGUUAGUAUUUAUCAAUUUUAAAAUCUAUCCAUUACAGAUUUUGACCAAUUUUUUAGAAUGCUAUUAUUCACGGAUUUUAGAGGCUAUUCAUAAAGGAUUUUGGAAAAGAAAAUUUUGAAUGUUAAGCAAUAGCGGCUUCUUCUCAGUCUGGAGCUCAUGAAGCCGUUCCUUUGUUCUUGGACUGAAGUUCCCACUUCACAUAGCCGAGCUCUGUCCUUGCUAGGAUAUGCCAGUCGAUAUCCAUGGAUCUCUGGCCCAACGAAUUGGAAUGAACCUUUAAUGCUACGCCGUUAAGUCAACUUGGGCCGUUCAUGAUUCCAGCGAGUCCAGCCAGAAUUCACCCAGGCCCAUCCCACUGGGCCCGUUCGACUGCGUCGUCCCUUUCCCGCGCCUGCUUAGCGGGAACGAUUCAACGUGGGGAAUCACUCAACGAAUCCGCUCAACAGUAAAAAAUUUCUGCAUCCUCGUUGAAUUUUGUUAGAGCAUCUCUAUCGGCUCUAUUUUCCCAAUUUCAUUAUGACGUGGAUGGAGGUUUGCAAUGUCAAACUUAUUUUCAUUGAUGUGGGAAGUGGUGUAACUGAUGCAAGCUUUCAUAUUAUGAAAGUCCAUUUGCAAUGCCAACGUGGAGGAAUGGUGGGUCAGAUAUGGUUUUUUAUGUCAUUUAAAUAAAUUCAAAUAUAUUUUGAAUGGAUUAUAUUUUUAUAUGCAAUUGCAAAUGAAUUGCAUUGAUGUAGGUGCAAUGAAAUAAAAAUGAGUUGGAUUUCAUAAAAUUAAAAAAAUCAUAAAAACAUCAUAUGCAAUUGAAUUUGCAAUUGCAUUGAUGGAGAUGCUCUUACCCUUUCUUUUUCAGCUAUACCAUCCGUCACCUGUCGCGUUUCUCCGGUCAAAAACUCCAAAAAAAAAAAAAAUAAAUAAAAAAUACAUAAACAGACUGAGACGGCACUCGACAGUUGCUGGCCGUUGCCAAAUCCCACUCAGGUGGGCGGCGUAAGUAAGCACAAAAUUAACUGGUAACUGCAUUUUGAUUAUCGAUCGAAUUUUCACCGUGCACUUUGGAUUAACUAGCACAAUAAUCGCUAUCUUUAUCGAUGCUUCGUUAGCUCUUAUGGGAUAUGCGAAUGUACUUAUUGGUACAUAUUCCAUUAAAAUGAAACAAAAAUGAGCAAACUAACCGUUACUUUAAUUACUCUAAUCUUCAGCGAAUAAUGUAGAUGAAUUACGAAAUUUCAUGACCAUUCAUGUAAUUAAACCAUCAUAAGAUUAAAUUAGUGCCAAACGAAUCCAUCUCUGCACGGAAGCUAACUAGGCUAAUUCCACGCUGCUUGCCGAUCCAACGGUCAAAACCAUUCCACCAAAUCACCCACUUAAAUAAACUUUUGUCAAACUCCCAACUUAAUUAAAAGAAGAACCGAUAGAACGACAAAAUGGUUUUUUGUCUUUGAUGCUCCUCUGCCCAAGUCCCCCCUGCAUCUUUCUCCUCUCUAAGCCGCCAUGAUUCGAGAAAUCCACAGCAGCCAGAGCCCUUUCCUCUCCUCCGCCAUCAUCUUCCUCACAACAAUCCACCUCCUCGUUUCCUCCACCACAUCUCAACAGCAGCCGACUUUCAACACCGCCGGCUGUCAAGACAAUUCCAAUUCCACCACACCACCCGCCUACACAUCAAACCUCGCCGCCCUCCUCAACACCCUGCCCCGCAAGGCCUCCACCGCCACCUUCUCCAACGACUCCGCGGCGGACGGCGGGGUAUUCUCCCUCUACCUCUGCCGCGGAGACGUCUCCCUGACCACCUGCGCGGCCUGCGUAACGCAGGCCGCGCAGGUGGUCCAGCGACGCUGCCCUGCUCACAGGGCGGCGAUCGUCUGGUACGACCAGUGCAUGUUGCGGUACUCCAACGUCAGCUUCGCCGGCCGGGCUGAAGUUCAGUACAGAUUGCUGAUGUGGAACACCCAGAACAACACGUCGCCAGGGGAGACGGACAACGGGGCGCUGUCGCUGAUCUACGGGCUCAUCGAUUACGUCCCGUACACCGGGCUGAUGUACGGGACGAAUGAAUCGGAGAGUCGGGGACAGCCGAGGUACGCGAUGGCGCAGUGUACGAGGGAUUUGAGCAGCGGUGCCUGCUUGUCGUGCCUGGAGGAGUUGAAUGAUGCUAGUGAUCGGUGCUGUCGGGGAAGGAUCGGGUGGCGGAUUCUGACUCCUAGUUGUAGUUUGAGGUAUGAGCAGAGUUUGUUCUAUGAGAUACCGCCACCGCCGCCGCAGUCGCCGCCUGGUGGUGAGGACGAUGGUGCAGGUGGAGGUGGAGGAAACAACACAGGCAAAAUUGCUGGAAUCGUUGGCGCCAUAGUCGUUGUAACAGUAGCAGUGAUGGGGAUCUGGUACUGUUCAUGCUUCCGCAGGAAGAAGGGAAGGUCUGCUGGAGGAGAAACCAGCCAAGAAAUACUGCUACCGGAUUACGAUGGCUCCAAUCACAAUGCCGCAAUUGGAAUCGAAGUUCCAGGCCAUGAGAACGACAGGGAAGUCCACUGUUACAGUCUGGCUACUGUUCUGGCAGCCACAAACAACUUCUCCAAUGGCAAUAAGCUUGGACAGGGAGGCUUUGGCCCUGUUUACAAGGGGAAGCUGCAAGACGGGCAAGAAAUAGCGGUGAAGAGGCUUUCCUUGACAUCCAAGCAAGGUCUGGAAGAGUUCAGGAACGAGGUGAUGGUGAUUGUCAAGCUUCAGCACAGGAAUCUGGUGAGGCUGUUGGGUUAUUGCUUGGAGAGAGGGGAGAAGCUGCUUGUCUAUGAGUAUUUGGCCAAUACCAGCCUUGACGCCUUCCUUUUCGAUCCGAAGAAAAGCAAGGAGCUCGACUGGGAGAAGAGAGCAAACAUAGUAGAAGGCACAGCCAGGGGACUCAUGUACCUCCACGAGGACUCUCGUCUUAAGAUCAUCCAUAGAGAUAUGAAAGCGAGCAAUGUGCUUCUGGACGACCAGAUGAACCCCAAGAUCUCGGAUUUCGGGACUGCCAGGAUAUUCGGAGGCAAUCAGAUCGAGGCCAACACUGAGCGAGUUGUUGGAACAUAUGGGUACAUGGCUCCUGAGUACGCUCUAGAGGGAGUGAUUUCGACGAAAUCGGAUGUCUACAGCUUCGGAAUCUUGAUGCUGGAAAUCAUAAGUGGAAAGAAGAACAGAGGAUCGUUCGACCCGAGUCAGGCCUCUAGCCUUCUUUUGCAGGCAUGGGAGCUAUGGAGUGAAGGCAGAGGAGAAGAGUUGAUAGACUCGAACAUAGCUAAGAACUGCCCGGCGAGAUGGAUCCAUAUUGCAUUGUUGUGCACGCAGGACGAUCCGGCCGAACGGCCGACCAUGUCCGCGGUGGUCCGAAUGCUCGGAAGCAAAUCGGAUGACGAGCUUCCACGGCAGUUGAAACGUCCGUUCACCGCCGGCGGGUUCACCCACGUUUCCGAUCUAUCUUCCAGUACCUCCGGUACCGGCACCGGGUUCCUGACGUCGGAUCAAUCCACCGGUACUAGCUAGCGGCGUUUCUCGGUACAAGUCUCGUUUUUUUAGGUACAUAAAUUGGUCUUGGUCUGUAUAAGAAAAAAUGGUUGAGUUAGGAUUGUAAUUUUGACAUCUCCGGCUGAGUUACUUGUUUGUCUAACCUAUUUCAUUCUCAAUUUAUUCUAUAGAGGUCGUUCAUUUAACAUUCAUGUCGGUUAAAUAUGAAACUUUUUUAUAAUAAAUUAUUAAUGAAACA
Linum trigynum is the source of this 5459-nucleotide messenger RNA. Lineage: Eukaryota; Viridiplantae; Streptophyta; Magnoliopsida; Malpighiales; Linaceae. The record is from the annotation of a GenBank genome assembly.